GCACCUUCUACGACUUGAAAGAUCACCGUCAAGCACUUCUGUAUCGCUUGCCUCUUCCCUCUACCCUUCUGCUGCUAUUGGCUGUAUCUAUUCACAAGGAUACGCGGUUUCACGAGAAUGGGACAACAUAACAACGACCAUACGAUGCAGGAUAUAUGUGAGAUAAACACGAACAAUGAAGAAACAAACAUCGAAUGUCAUACCGCAAAGAGUACGAACAGUAUUUCUAGGAUACUUCAUGUCUUACAGGGUCCAUUCAGACUUUAUAAAGCCGAUGAAUGUUCCACAACUUCGCGCAUACCGUGGGAAGGAUUUCUCAUCUUUCGUAGACUGGUUUUAAUUGUCGUGCUGACUUUUCUCUACGAUGUUAAAUUACGAAUGCUGGUCGCUUUAACGAUCUGCGUGGCGAUUUUGAUAUGUCACAUGCUGGUGUUCCCCUUUCAGACCAAACGCGAUAAUAUCGUGGAGUCUAUCUUUUUAGCUAUACACGUUAUUUUAUGCGGGAUUACCUUGGUCAAGACUCUUUAUCAUGAAGAAGGUAACGGUUCUUAUAAUGCGGAGAAACUCCUCGCGUUGGAUGCAAUACGAGAUAUAAUAAUACUUUCACCGAUGUUUAUUAUAUUAAUGGCUGUUGUUCUUUCACUUGUUAUAAAGAUCUCGAAUGGAUUAAAAUGUUUUGCAACGGGCUUGUUUAGAAAAAUAAAACGCACAGGAAAUUGAUGUAA
Messenger RNA from Xenia sp. Carnegie-2017, 725 nucleotides. RefSeq lists its product as uncharacterized. The transcript has a single exon. NCBI's taxonomy places the organism in Eukaryota, Metazoa, Cnidaria, Anthozoa, Malacalcyonacea, Xeniidae. The coding region runs from base 118 to 720 and encodes 200 amino acids. The record is from RefSeq and is a predicted model, not a curated record.